Molecule: messenger RNA, 4478 nt
Organism: Perca fluviatilis (European perch)
Lineage: Eukaryota; Metazoa; Chordata; Actinopteri; Perciformes; Percidae
Product: integrin alpha-X-like
Exons: 30
Coding region: 152-3556 (1134 amino acids)
Biological process (GO): cell-matrix adhesion; cell-cell adhesion; cell adhesion mediated by integrin
Cellular component (GO): external side of plasma membrane; integrin complex
Molecular function (GO): integrin binding
Source: RefSeq, a predicted model, not a curated record
AAGCUGCCUUUGCUCAGAGCAGCCACCUCAGGGUUUCUGCAUUUUGUUUUCGACAGCCUCUCUAUAAUUUCAGUGGUAAAAAUAGUUAGGUCGCCAGAAAGCACAAUAGUUUCCAAAUAAACACACUAGUGCUUUGCAUGGGAGCAGCACAAUGGACUCGAUAAUUACUACAACAAUAUUAUUGUCAGUGUUACAAGCUGCACUUUGUUUUAAUAUCGAUCCUGUGGCUUGGAAUGUCCUGUCUGAACCUGCUGCAGGUUUUGGAUACCAGGUGGUGCAGAGACCAUCAGACUUGCUGGUCAGCGCUCCUCUUUCACAGUUUUCAGAAAAAGGACGGGGGCAAAUCUAUACGUGCUCCACCACAUCCUGCAGUAAACUAUCAGUUCCAUUGCCAGACUUUGCAGUCAACGCGUCUCUCGGUUUGACAAUGACAAGUGAUCCCUCCACACAAAACACUUUGGCAUGUGGUCCAACCAUCCCAAAGGACUGCAAAAGUAUCACCAUGUACAGCGGGGUAUGCUUGCAGAUAGACAGAUCUAACCGCAUAUCAAACCCUAUGCCUUUUUCUAAUAAAGAGUGCCGAUCAGCUGACAUAGCAUUUCUGUUGGAUGGUUCUGGCAGCGUAGCCAGCGAGGAUUUUCAAGCAAUGAAGACUUUUGUGAAAAAGAUGGUCGGCUCACUCCUGCCUCUAGACGCAAAGUUUGCUGUUGUCCAGUUCUCCUCCCGUACCCAAGUCCAUUUUCACUUCAAUGAUUUUUUCUCUGCAUCAUGGGAAGCUAAAGUUGAUGGCAUUUCGCAACUAACUGGAGGAACUAAGACAGCUGCAGCCAUCAAAUUUGUAGUCGAAAAUAUUUUCAUACCAGCACAAGGUUCCAGGUCAAAUGUGAAGAAGGUCUUGAUAGUCAUUACCGAUGGAGAAUCUACCGACCCGGUUCAAUUGCCAUCUGCUGUAGACCUAGCUGAGAAGCAAAACAUUGUUCGAUUUGCUAUUGGAGUGGGGCUCGCAUUCAUUAAAGAGAAAGCAAAAAACGAACUGAACACCAUUGCAUCGAUUCCCAAAGAAAGCCAAGUGUUUCAAGUGGAGAACUUCAACGCACUUGAAAAAAUAAGGGCGAGCUUGCAGGCCAAGCUCUUUGCUAUUGAAGGAUCGCAAACAAGUGGAGAGUCACUGAAAAUGGAAAUGGCUCAAGAGGGAUUCAGUGCAGUAUAUACGCCUGAGGGAAUUCAGAUGGGCAUUGUCGGUGCUAAUGAGUGGAGGGGAGGCUACCUGCCAUUUACAAGUAGAGGCCAAAGCCUGCCACCCUUUGAGCUCACUAUAGAUGCUGACAGUUAUCUGGGUUACUCCAUGGCAGUCGCUUAUACGCCUCAAGGCCCAUUGACAAUUAUUGGUGCUCCAAGAUAUCAACACCGAGGAGCUGUGAUGGUAGUUUUUCGAAACGUGAAUCAGAAAAAGAUUGAUCCCUUUCCAUGGCAGUUUCAGAGCGGUGAAUAUUUUGGGGCUGUUGUUUGUGCGAUGGAUGUGGAUCGUGACAGCUACACUGACCUGAUCCUCAUAUCUGCCCCAAUGUUUAUCGACACUGACAGAGAGGGAAGAGUUUACGUUUGCAGCUUAAGUCGUUUGAAUGUUGUGUGUCAAUUAGAAUAUUCUCCAUCAGUACUAAGAGGGGAUGCGUCUGACAAAGGAAGGUUUGGGUCUUCUCUUGCUGUGCUGCCUGAUCUGAAUACAGACGGUCUCAGUGACCUGGCGGUUGGAGCGCCUUUGGAGAAUGACGGCCAAGGCAGCAUCUACAUAUUUCACGGCGAAGGAGGAGGAAGAAUCAAUCUUGCUUACUCUCAGAGAAUUGCUGGCUCGGAAGUCCGGUCAGGACUAAAGUUCUUCGGCAUGUCGAUCAGUCAGUCGUCUUUUGACCAUAGUAGGGACAAUCUGCCCGACUUAGCGGUUGGUUCAAAGGGCGCAGUUGUCCUACUCAGAUCAAAGCCUAUAGUAAUGGUAGAAGCUACGGUGUCAUUCAGCCCAAACCAAAUUUCUACUCAAAACUCAGACUGUUCAAAACCUUUGGAGACCACAGCUGAUAUCUGCUUUACCAUGACCAGACACUCCAACGUGGACCAAGCUCAAGCAACGAUUAACUAUACAUUAACUCUGGAUGCCAACCGCAAAAUCCAAAACAGCCGAGCUUACAUUGUUGUGAAACAACGAGAGGUGACUGACACUGUCAGUCUUGACUUACAGAAGCCUAAAUGCGCCACGGUGAAAUUCUUUGUUGAGGCCUGUCCAGAAGAUGCUCUCAAUGUACUUUCCAAUGCACUCAGAUUCACCUUUGACGGCUUGCCUUCCGCCCAAAAUCUCCGUCCGAGUCUAGCCCUGCAGGCACAGACAACAAGCUUUCAUCCUUUAGGGUUCGAAAUCAACUGCGGCACGGACAACAAUUGUGUAGAUAACCUGAAAGUGGAUUUCAACUUUACCAGAUCCUCAGAGGUUAAAGUGGGCAUUGAUGAACUGUUGGAUGUCACCGUCUCAGUGGAGAACAGCGAGGAAAAUUCCUACAACAGUCAUGUCAUUCUCACAUACCCAGUCGGCCUCUCCUUUAGGAAGUUUACAAUUCUGCAGGGAAGAAUUGAGUGCAACUCCUUGGACAGUGAAGAUGGCUUAACACGAGGAAAGACAGACUGCACUGUUGACAAGCCUAUUUUAAAGAGCAACGCUAAGGCUUUCUUCAUUGUCUCCUAUGGGAUCCAAACCAAUAGUAAACUUGACAGGAAGAUUUAUGUCACUGCAAAUGCUACCAGUGGGAAUCAGGAGCAUUCUAGCUUAAGCAUACUCUACAAAAAGAGAGAAAUUGAUGUGAAGUACAGCAUUUUUGCCACAAUUGAAAGUUCCCUCAGCUACAGCAAUUUCUCUUUCGGAAAGAAUAAUUUGCAGAAACCAUUUCAACAAUCAAUUGUGGUUACAAAUGAUAUCAGAGAACUAUAUUUCACUGUGGUGAUAAAGGUGCCAGUGAAGCUCGGUGAUAAAGAUAUCUGGGUGGAUUCAAGCAGUUUACAGAUCCCAGACUGCCAAAUAGACAAAGAUGAAGAACCUAAACAAACAGAUUUUGUUGCUACGGUACAGAAAAAUAAGUUAGUGGACUGCUCUGUAGCCAGGUGCAGAGUGUUCAAGUGCAGUAGGUUCAUGGGAAGACUGGAGAAUAAAAAAUACCAAAUCUCUGCCAACAUCAGUUCUGGAUGGAUAGAGCAGAUUGGACUUCGUUCUGCCAAAUUCCUCUUGACCAGCACAGCCAGUCUGGAGUAUGACAUUACCAAGUACAUCUUCUUUUCAACAGGGUCUAAUAACAACCCACCGGUUCGCAAGAUUGAAGCAGAGGUCGAAGUGUAUACCGAACCCGACUUCACCAAAGAGAUUGUCGGAGGAUCCCUGGGAGGGUUAGCUCUACUGGCUUUACUCACCGCUGGCCUGUACAAGGCUGGAUUUUUCAAGAGUAAAUACAAGGAGAUGAUUAACAAUGAUGAAGCAAAUCCAGGGGUUGAUGGAGAUGCACCCGCCCCAGAAGAAUAAAUGUAAAAUCAGUAGACGUCCCCCAGCCCCCUGGCUGUUUCCAGAUAACCUGCAGAUGAUUGCAGCUGAGCUGUUCUACUUCAUCUGUACCAUUACUCAGAGUUUUAAACUUUUUAUAACAUUUAGCUAUUUUCCGGAAUGUGCAUGAUUUAUAUGGAAGAAGACCACUUUAGAUUAAUUUAUCUAGAAAGCGUAUGUGUCUGAAAUCACUUCCUCGCUCACUCAUUCACUAUAUCCUAUAACAGAGGUUCCUAACCAGGUGGUCGGAACCACAACAAGGGGUCACAAGAUGAUUUCCUGAUAUUACUAAAUAAAUACUGGGCCCGUAAAUUAUUAAAAUUAAAGUCUGAGCAGGGGAAAUCUCAGACAUGCACCCUGGAACAAAGGACCACAAAUAAGUAAAUAAGUAAAACCCCUUAGAUUAUAGUACAUAUUAGUAAAACCCCUUAGAUUAUAGACCCUGAAUAAGUGACUUAAUGGAAUCCAGUAAAUUGACAUUUUGGGGCACUAGAGUAUACAUUUCACAACAAAUGUUUGCCAAUUGGGGCACUUAAAUAAAAAAAGUGGAUGAUUUGCACUAUAUAGUACGGAGAGUUACUUUGGACACAGACCAUGUGGUGUAAUGUGACAUUUUUGUAACCCAAAUUUGGAACUAAACAGUCCAUUGUUGGUCUACAAUGAAACAUUCCUGCUUUUAUAUUUCUGCAAGCUUUGCAUUUAGAAUUUGUUGUAUGGUGAAAAAAAAGUAUGAUCAGCUGGAUUCUGGUUUUCAUCAUAUAUUGUACUGUAAAAGUUGUAACUGCAAUAUUGAUAUAAGUAUUCAAAAUUCAUGUAGAGACAUUUAUUUUAAACUUUAUCAAUAUUUAUUAUAUAUAUGUGAUUAAAAUUACUUUUCAUUUCUCUAACAAUUUGAGAAAAUGUA